Messenger RNA from Phycodurus eques (leafy seadragon), 1626 nucleotides. RefSeq names its product nucleophosmin 1a (gene npm1a). Gene Ontology annotation, biological process: ribosomal small subunit export from nucleus; ribosomal small subunit biogenesis; chromatin remodeling. The record is from RefSeq and is a predicted model, not a curated record. The transcript is spliced from 11 exons. Gene Ontology annotation, cellular component: centrosome; nucleolus; ribonucleoprotein complex. Bases 111 to 983 code for a protein of 290 amino acids. Gene Ontology annotation, molecular function: histone binding; RNA binding; chromatin binding. NCBI's taxonomy places the organism in Eukaryota, Metazoa, Chordata, Actinopteri, Syngnathiformes, Syngnathidae.
UUACGUGACGUCACUUAGCUCACUGGAGAGCAGUGUUGGGUCGUCUCGGCUUUCUUUUCGGUUCCUUGUGCUUCCACGGUCACCGCAUCCCCUCGUCUUUCUUUGACACAAUGAACGGUUUAGACGUGGUUCCACAGACGUUUCUUUACGGUUGUGUGCUUGAAUCUGGAAAGGAAGUGACGUUCAAUCCCAAGGGCGAUGGCUUUGAGCAUCAGCUUGAUCUACGGAUGGCGUGUGCUGACCCGACCACAAAAGAUGAGCUUCACCUGGUGGAGGUGGAAGGACACGACUCCGAGGGUCAGAAGGUGACGGCGACCCUGGUUUCUCUGAACCCCGCCACCCUGCCGAGCGUGUCUCUCGGGGGUUUCACCAUCACGCCACCCGCAGUUUUCCGUCUGACAUCUGGUUCUGGUCCGAUCCAUAUCAGUGGGCAGCACCUUGUCAUGAUGGAAUCCGAUCAGUCGUUUGAUGAUGACGACGAUGAUGAUGAUGAUGAUGAUGAGGAGGAGGAGGAGGCACAACAAGAGGGUGCUGUCAAAGCGUCAAAGAAAAGACCCGCCGCCUCUCCUGUCCUAAAGUCUCAGAAAAAAAAGAAGAUGGAAGUUGAUGCGGAAGAAGAGGACGACGAGGAUGAUGAGGAUGAAGAGGAUGAGGAGGAGGAAGAAACUCCUGUUAAGGCCAAGCCCGCAAAGAAGUCCACUCAGAACGGAAAAAGCCCAAAAGCUAGUACUCCGCCCACAAAGCAGGUGAAGACCCCCAAACAGAAAGCGGAAAAAUCACCUAAAACCCCAACAACCCCCAAGGAAACUUUAACUCUCCCGGAAAUGCAAACAAAGAUGACUGAAGCGGUGAAGAAGGGAGUAACGCUGCCCAAAGUCCAGGCCAAAUUUGAGAACUUUGUGAAGAAUUCUUAUCGAGUCACUGAUGCCAAGGUUAUUGCUGAGCUGUGGAAGUGGAGACAGACUGUGGUGGACACAAAAUAAAUGUAAUUGUUUUAAUUUUUUUCUUUUCCUUUUUUAAUUUUUUAAUUUUUUUUUUUACUUGAUAUUCAAAAUUACUUCUGUGCCUCACUCUCACACUCGUCUAAUCUCCGAUGACUAUUAAGAGGUUACAUAUUGUUGCACCCACCAAUGGCUCAUUUAUACUAGAAGUGUUGAAUACAACUUAGGGACUGGUUUGCAAAUGUGCAUAUAUGUAAAUAUAGGAACCUGUAGAUUGACACCGAAAGCUGUGAUAUCGUGGAGUUGUGGAAGAACAAUAACAUGAAGUGUAACCAAUGUAUCAGCUAAAGUCAUUUUGAGCGCAAAGGCUAAUGUGAGAUUGAGUUUUUGUUGUUACUUUGUCUUUUUUUUUUUUUUUUUUUUUUCUCUCUCCCCGCUUUCUUACUGGCCCCUCAUCAGCAACACGGUUUUGUUCACUUUCAAGGGAGAACGCGUUUUAGAAAAGGAUAAUGCCCUGUACCUGUGUCACGAUCACUGGAUGCAUCAAACGACGCAUUACAGUAAUUUGACGGCUUUUCCAUCAUAAUAUUCCCAGGUUUGAAAGCUAAUGUAACACAUGAAUAAGUAAGACUUGUUGAAGCCUGUUCAAGAUAAUUCCAAGUUCCCAAUAAAGAUCUUUGGCUAA